Molecule: messenger RNA, 1648 nt
Organism: Frankliniella occidentalis (western flower thrips)
Lineage: Eukaryota; Metazoa; Arthropoda; Insecta; Thysanoptera; Thripidae
Product: multiple inositol polyphosphate phosphatase 1-like
Exons: 9
Coding region: 61-1467 (468 amino acids)
Molecular function (GO): acid phosphatase activity; inositol phosphate phosphatase activity
Source: RefSeq, a predicted model, not a curated record
AGCCACCAGUCGCGCUUGCUUCGUCUCCUCGCUCGUCACCGUCGACCACCAGUUGUCGACAUGACCCGGCCCGUCGUUUAUUGUCGCCCCUCGGGGUUCAUCACUGCGACCAUCGUCUUCGCAUUGCUGGGACGGGGGGCAGCAAGUAGUGGUGCCGGCGUCUGCAACGGUGUGAAGUUCCGAAACUUCGGCCUCAAUUCGGCCUACCCUUCGCGCCCUUCGGGCGACGAAGUGGAGGCCGUCGUGAUACAAGGCUGUGAGCCAGUCAACACUUUCCAUCUGGUGCGCCACGGGACCCGCUGGGGAAGUUCAAGCGACAACAAGCUGAUUCUUUCACUCAGAGACCUGCAGCGAAAGAUCCUCGACAACGGGAGAGACGGUCGAGACAUUGAUCUGUGCGAAGACGACUUGCGGGCGAUCGCGGAGUGGACGACGAGCGUGGACACGGUGACGUCGUACGGCCUGACGGAGCAGGGGCAGACUGACCAGCUGCGGCUCGGUUCGCGCUUCGGACGACGCUUUCCCUUCCUGAGAGAUUUGGCCAGGGAUGGGAUACUGCUCAAGCACGGAGUGGCGGCGCGGACCAAGGAGAGCGCGGAGUACUUCGGGAGGGGCCUGCUUCGCCAGGACACGAGCACUGAUGGUUACGACUACCUCUGUGACUUCUUUUCCACGUGCCCAAAGUUCGAUGCUCAAUAUGUGAAAUACCUAGUGUCUGGUCCGUACGUCACGUUUCAAAAGGGGCCGGAAAUGUUGGAAAUGAUGCAGCGAGUCAGUACUCGAUUGGGAUUUGAAGAAACUCUAAGUUUUGAUUAUAUUGAAGCCAUGUACACAGACUGUGCGCUAGAAACAGCCUGGAACACUUCAAAGGCCGGCCAUAAACCCGCUUGGUGCUCAGUCUUUCAGGACGAGGACUUCGUUGUUUUAGAAUACUGGGCGGACUUACAAGAGAACCAACGAACGGGUUAUUAUGAUGAAGACUUUCACAGUAAGAUAGGGUGCAAUCCCAUCAAAGAAAUGUACUCAUUUUUUGAGAACGCGAUAGAUGACAAGAUCGCCACUAAAGAAAGGGCGCGCUUUUACUUCACUCAUGACACUCUGUUGAACCAGGUUGUGACCUUCCUUCGCCUUUUCAAAGACUCGCCCCCACUUACCGACUCUUUUAGAGGAGAGAGACAAUGGCACGUGAGCCAUUUCAGCCCAUUCGCUUCUAAUUUCGGAGGAACCCUUUUCCGGUGUGGGGCGAAAAGUGACCAUGGGUCACAGUUCAAGGUCCAGUUUUAUCUAAACGAAUGGCCAAUUGAAUUUGACAUUUGCAACGGUUCUGUGUGUACAUGGGAGCAGGUUACUAACAUUUUCGAGGAAGGAUUAGGCACUUGUGACACAGCAGCAGCUUGCACAGGUCUCGAUACGGUGGUGAAAACUGCAACCUCCCUUGCUAAGAAAAUUUCAGGUAUUUUUGGAUAAGGAUAUUGCUUGCUUGCCGUAGCGCGCCUGCUAUUUACUUGCUUCGUAACAUGACUUUCUGGAUUGUUGGAGUGUGUCUCUUUGAUUCGUUGGGGGUUAAUUAAAUAUCAUAAGCAUCUGCAGGAUCGUUGUUUCAAAAACUAUCGUUGUUCACGUUUAAAUAAAACUAAAACAGAAAUAA